AUGGUGGCCUGGGUCCAAGCCCGGCGCGCUUGGAUGCAUCAGGCUGCUCGCGUGGGUCAGGUAUCGCAAGGUGGAACGAAACAGAUACCCAAGGAAGUGGCUGACAUUUUUAACGCCCCCAGUGACAAUGAAGACUUUCUGGGGUUCCAAGAUGAUGCUUCCAGGCAGAGGCUGUUGUCAGAGGACAGCUAUGCUAGUUUUGAUUCCCUGGAGUCAAGAAAAAAGCAAGGGGUUCAGUUUCAGUCCAGAUACCUCACUGAAGAACUGCGGAGGAUUUUCACUGAAGAGACUGACUCUGAAACGGAAGCGUUUGAAGGCUUUGCUUCAAGCGAGGUGGAUGUGAACAAGAAAGGAGUUCUGGCAACAGAGUCGGACUUGAGUGAUGAAGAACGUGAUAAUUUAUUGGGUAGUGAGGAAGAAGAGGAGGAGGAGGCGAAGAAGAAAGUUUCCCCCAAGAGAAGAAGCUUUGGCCUUCGUGUUGCCUUGCAGUUUCCCACCAGAAAGUCGUCUGAGAAAAAAGUGCCUGAACAGGCUUUUUCUAACUUACCUCUAAAGGACAGUGAAUCCCUCACACCACUUUCAAAAGAAAUAAGCUGCAAGCGGUGGGACAAACUAGAAGGCUCUGCUUCAGAGUCUGAAGACGACAUUAAAGAAACACAGGAGGAAAGUUCCAGUGCUCUGCUUAAGAGAGCCAUGAAUAUUAAAGAAAAUAAAGCCAUGCUGGACCAGCUGCUGGCAGAACUGAAUUCCAUACCUGACCUGUUUCCAGUGAAAACGCCUGCCUCGACUCCUUCGAGGAAAAUCCCAAGGAGGACGUUUUCUGAAGGCCAGAUAGCACGUCGCAUGAACCCAACCAGAAAUGCUCGUCCACCGGAGAAAUUUGCCUUGGAAAAAUUUACUGUGUCAGCUGUUAAAUUUGCAGAACACUUCCGUAGCUAUAGACAACAAAACCUCUUGAAGAAGAGACUCAGUGGGGAUUGUGGAGUGCGCAAAAGGAGGAGAUCAUCAAAGUAUUCAUCUCAUCGUCCAGUAGAAGAUAUUACUGAGGAGGACUUGGACAACAUUGCAAUCACUGUUAAAGACAAAAUCUAUGACAAAGUUCUAGGUAGUACUUGCCACCAGUGUCGACAAAAGACAAUUGAUACAAAGACAAUCUGUCGCAACCAGGGCUGUGGAGGAGUAAGGGGACAAUUUUGUGGACCAUGUCUUCGAAAUCGAUACGGGGAAGAUGUGAAAUCAGCACUGCUUGAUCCAGCCUGGAUCUGUCCUCCUUGUCGUGGGGUGUGCAACUGCAGCUACUGCCGCCGGCGGGAUGGGCGCUGUGCCACGGGCAUGCUCAUCCACUUGGCCAAGUUCUAUGGCUAUGACAACGUCAAGGAGUACCUGGAAAGUUUACAAAAGCAACUGGCGGAUGACAAUUGAGAACACUGAACUCAAGCUGUGCCUG
Molecule: messenger RNA, 1447 nt
Organism: Egretta garzetta (little egret)
Lineage: Eukaryota; Metazoa; Chordata; Aves; Pelecaniformes; Ardeidae
Gene: CDCA7L
Product: cell division cycle associated 7 like
Exons: 11
Coding region: 1-1422 (473 amino acids)
Biological process (GO): regulation of DNA-templated transcription
Cellular component (GO): nucleus
Source: RefSeq, a predicted model, not a curated record